AGAGCCGGUGAUGAAGAGGCAGCCAAUGAGAGGGAGUCGUUGACAGGCGAUGACAGGUCGACGCCGGGAUCCGCGAGACAACAGCGCACUAGACGUAAGCCGAAGCGAUGGGAUGACGACGAAGUGGAAGUGGACUUCAGCGGACAGUUGGGUAUUCUGGCUGAGGAUCAGAUUAAGUCGCGACCCGACGAUAGCGAAGAGGUUAUGGAUAAGAGUUUGGACGCAAACGCCACGAAAAGACCGUUUGGCGAGAAGCCUGCGAAUGACGAGUCGUUUGACGGCAAACGCCCGAAGGUUUGA
This is a messenger RNA of Oppiella nova, 300 nucleotides long. The record is from the annotation of a GenBank genome assembly. NCBI's taxonomy places the organism in Eukaryota, Metazoa, Arthropoda, Arachnida, Sarcoptiformes, Oppiidae.